Molecule: messenger RNA, 239 nt
Organism: Staurois parvus
Lineage: Eukaryota; Metazoa; Chordata; Amphibia; Anura; Ranidae
Source: the annotation of a GenBank genome assembly
UGGUAAGGUGAUAUCUGGUUUUGCAAAGGCAUACGCUAUUGAGGAACAUAUUUAAAUAAUGUUUUGUGCCUGGAGCCAGGGGUGGACUGACAACUCAUGGGGCCCCCAGGCAAUAGGGGAUCAUGGGGCCCCUGUGUCCUUGCCCAAACUCAAAAAAAGCCUAUGAAAAAGGUACCAGGGGCAUCUCAUGGGUCCCCCUACUGACCCCGGGCCCUCGGGCAGUGCCUGAGUUUCCAAAU